Molecule: messenger RNA, 960 nt
Organism: Eruca vesicaria subsp. sativa (arugula)
Lineage: Eukaryota; Viridiplantae; Streptophyta; Magnoliopsida; Brassicales; Brassicaceae
Source: the annotation of a GenBank genome assembly
AUGCCUAAUGUUGCUGGUAAAAAAAGAGUUGAAAACAAAUUGCUUGAGUUGACUGGAGACAAGAACGUCUUUUGGGAUCCUGAGAUAAAGAACAAGAUGGCUUACUUGCGUAAACUUUGGCAAACAAAUAAUCAGUUGAUGAACCGUACUGGUGUUGCGGUUGAUCCGUCUAGUGGACAGAUAGUGAUGCCUUCGUCUUGGUGGACAGAUCGGAUUGUGGAGUAUGGAAAAUCUGGAAAGUUCGUUAGUGUUUUGAAAAAGAAGCCGUUGCCAUUCAAAGAUUUAUUGGAUCAAAUAUAUGGUGAACAUGAUGUUGAGCAAGAUGAACGUUAUUCUCCUUUUACAUAUUCGGCACACCUGAAAGAGACACAAUCUCAAACACAAGAAGGCAAUCGAGAAGCUACACAACCAGUUUUAGAUGUGAGCAACUUGUCUGCAUCUAAUGAUGAAGUACCCAAACAAGCAAAACGGAGAACAUGUAGCAGCCGUCCUCCAAGAAGAAAAGCUAACUUUGAAGCGCAAGUCGAGAGUGGAUUUCGACGUGUGAUAGAUAGCCGUAAAGAUUUGUUAGAAGAAUUACGCUCACGCAAAAUUCAAAAACUAUCAUAUGGUGAUGCAACAGCUAUCUUGGAAAAGUUGCCGAUUGAACAACUUGAAACAUUCUGGUGGGCAGCAAACAAGUUACUGAAGAAUGAUGGUGAUAUUCGUGAAGCUUUUAUUAAGUUUGAAAGUGAAGAAAUCAAGAUUAAGUAUCUGGAGACGUUGACUGGAGUAGACAGAUUUGGAAAUCAAUGCAACAACGUGGAUUUGGCACUCACAAGCAACACUAUGGAAAAUAGUCAACAAAUAGGUUUUGGUUACUCCCAAAAUUUUGAUGACAGUCCAACAAGAUUUACAGCUAGAGGGACAAAUUUUACGACUCUACUUGGCAUGGACCCUUCUAAAUUAGGAGAACCAUGA